This is a messenger RNA of Nicotiana attenuata, 519 nucleotides long. RefSeq lists its product as uncharacterized. Lineage: Eukaryota; Viridiplantae; Streptophyta; Magnoliopsida; Solanales; Solanaceae. The record is from RefSeq and is a predicted model, not a curated record. The transcript has 2 exons. Bases 1 to 519 code for a protein of 172 amino acids.
AUGAGAUCAAAUCCAAACAGGCGAAAUCCUGAUUAUUGGUGCGAGUUUCACCAUGAUCACGGUCACAAAACGGCGGAUUGUAGAUUGCUGCAGGGUGAAGUUGAACAUUUAUUGAAGCAAGGGUAUCUAACUGAAUUAUUUAGUGAAAAAGGAAAGCAGGCAUAUAUGAAAAAUAGACAGGAGACGCCAAAACCCCCUUCACCAAAAAGGAUUGUUAAUGUCAUAAGUGGGGGAGAAGAAAUCAAUGGAGUAACAACAGCCAAGAAAGUUUCAAAAAUUACAAUCGCAUAUGGGAAGCGAGUUCGACGUGUUUUGGAAGAAGAAAGUAUUACAUUUGAUGAUGCAGAUGCAGAUGGCGUACUAACCCCACACAAUGACGCACUGAAUUCAGUUGAGGAUGAUGCAACACAAAUCUUAACCGAACACGGGAAAACAGAUGUAGACUCAAGGCCCGAUACCAUCCAAGAGCCAGAGGAAAACGAAAACAUCAAAACAACGAUUGAAGAUUGGAAGCCGUAG